UAAAAAGUUUAUUUAAAUUCAAAUGUGACUCAUUUUUCUAUGGAUUUAAUGCUUGUCUGUAACUUUCCUCAUGGACUUGUAUUGUUUUAUCUAUCAGGUGGCGUACUCUUAUAGUCAUGCAAUUUAUGACCAUAAACAGACACUGCAUAUCUGACCGUAUAUAUGUCUGUUUGUUUGUUUUAUUAGAUGUUAAAAACGUAUGUGAGAUAGCGUUUUCUCGCAAACGUAGAACAAACCGCCAACAUGAAGCUAGUGUUCGCCGUUGUUGUAGCAGCCUGUUUGGCGGGGGUAUGCCGCUCGGGCCCCAUCCCGCGUCCUCACCCUCUUGCAGAAGCUUUAGCGAAAGCCUUACCUCAGAACAGUGGUGCCAUCAAUGACUUCUUGACUGGCCUUAGUGAGCUUCUGCAGAAUUUACUACAAGCUCUGCUUGGUGGUGGAGAUGAUUGCAAUCAAGGCGGUGGUGGAGAUGAAGGCGGUGACGGAGAUAACAGCGGUGGAGGAGAUGAAAAUCAAGGCGAUGGCGGGGAUGAAGGCGGUGACGGAGAUAACAGCGGUGGAGGAGAUGAAAAUCAAGGCGAUGGCGGGGAUGAAGGCGGUGACGGAGAUAACGGCGGUGAUGGACGUAAUAGAGGGGAUGGAGGUGAUGGCAGUGAUGGAGGUGAUGGAAGUGAUGGAGGAGAUGGAGGAGAUGGAAGAGAUAGAGGUGAAAGAAGUGAUGGAAGUGAUGGAGGUGAUGGGGGCGAUGGAAGUGAUGGAGGUGAAGAAAGUGAUGGAGGUAAAGAAUGUGAUGGAGGUGAUGGAGGUAAAGAAAGUGAUGGAGGUGAUAAAGGAGAUGGAAGUGAUGGAGGUGAUGGAAGUGAUGGAGGUGAUGGAAGUGAUGGAGGGGUCGGGGGUGAUAAAUGUGAUGGUGGAGAUGGAGGAGAUGGUGGUAAAGGUGAUAACGGCGGAGGUAGCGGCGACUGCCCUCCGUGUGAAACCUAUAUUCAACCUAUUCGUACUCGCGUCGUGAACCGUUAUUACGGUUAAAACGCUAUUAGUGAGUAACUUAUAUUCUUAAGACUGAACCAAAAUGUGUAUCAAAUUAAACGAUUUAUUUUUGUUAUUUUCAGUUAUGUUCUUGUCAUAGCUACAAUUUACAUAAAAUAUAUAUAUACAUUACAUCUAUUUUACGAUUGUACUUACAAUUUUCUAAUUCUAAUAUUUUAACCAUUUCUUGGAAUAGACUAAUUUAACUGUAAUACAGAUUUAUGAUGAAAAAGUACUGGUUUGCCGAGGUUCGAACUCAGACCAAUCUUUUACCAGGCAUUUAAACUAAUUAAUAACAAUACUUCUUUAUAGGUUAUUUUAUAAAUACUUAGUAUUAUUAAUUAUUAUUUCAUGUAUAUUUGCUUAUUUAAACAAAUAUGUCGAGGAAAUAACUAAAUAUGAAUAUUAUUCAUAAACAAAGUGAGAGCUUCCUUAUAAAUGUGUGCCUGUAUGUCUUCACUUAAUUUACCCAUUUCUGUUUACAUUUUUAACACUUUCGAUAUUUUAAUAUUGCUAGCAACCUGCCAACCGAGUUAUAAAUUCGCAUGAAUUGAGGCAGACAGCGGGCAUGAUCAGUAAGAUUUAAAUUCAGUAGGAGAUUAUGCAAUUUAGGAAGGCUUUGGUAUCUACAAUAUUAUUGAACUCUUUUAACUCACACGACUUUAUUGGUAGGUUAAAUUAAUAAUACAAACAAAUUGGUAGGUAAAUUGUACCCUGAACACAAGCAGCCUCCAGGUUACGAUUUAGCCAGCUUCUAAAGUUCAUCAAAUUGAAUGCAUUGUGAUUUCCCUAGGUCCUUACUGACCUGUGUUUUUAUAUCCGAUGUUCUUACUGCUGUCCCAGGACAGUUUGGUAAUGUCCAAGCCUGGCAGAAAAUUGAAACAACUCGUUGUAUGGAUUCACUCGGGAUUUAAUUUUCGCUACUAUUUCGUCCGUAAGGCCAUUAAUGAACUGGGGUUUCGUUUUAUAGACGUUGUUUUUAAUGUGACCCCACACAAAGUAGUCGUGGAGAUAGAUUUAGCGGUCUUGGUGGCCACUCGAUACUUCCUCUUCUGUAUAUCCAGUGAUUUGGAAAACCGCGAAGCCUUAAAAAGUCAUUGAUAAUUUUCUGUUGCGAUUUUCUGUAUUUUAUUUGCGCUAAAAAUACAAUUUUCAUAGUAGUGAUCGCCAGGUUCUCCGAAAUAGCCGUAAUAAACUAACCUUGAAUGGGGAAUAUUACUAAUUACGGGAACUUUAGUCAGACAGUCCAUAAACAUGUUAGAGUUCUCUUUAUUUUCAAGUCUGUUGAGGUUUUGUAAGAUAUAAAAUAAAACAGUUCAACAUAAAUUCAAAGCUCAAAUUUCUAAACAAAACCAGUAGUAAUUUUAUAAACAUUUAACAAAAAUAUAAUAUAUUUAUAAUCUCAUUGAUAUAUUUUUAAUAUGCACUAUCUAGAAAAGCAAUAAUUGUCUACUAAGAUCAAUAUUUUCAAAUCUGGUCAGAUAUAACUUACAAAAUUGUUGAGAACUUCUUUAAGGGAAGAAUGUUUCUUAUACGAAUGUUUAAAUACAACUGUUAUAAGGAAAGAAUUUACUUUAUACCAAAUUUAACGGGUAUUAUGUGAAGACUACAAAAGGCUCAAAGGAAACAUUCAAAGAAGCUAUGUAAGGUUGGUAACAUCUCCCUCCCCUUUUCCCCACUUCCUCUAGCAGCAGGCACAGCCUAACAAAACCUCUCGUG
Homalodisca vitripennis (glassy-winged sharpshooter) is the source of this 2745-nucleotide messenger RNA. RefSeq lists its product as uncharacterized. The record is from RefSeq and is a predicted model, not a curated record. Bases 244 to 1026 code for a protein of 260 amino acids. The transcript is spliced from 2 exons. Lineage: Eukaryota; Metazoa; Arthropoda; Insecta; Hemiptera; Cicadellidae.